AUGCAUUUUUUAAAUUAUCCAUUUGACAAAAGGAAAACCAAAUUGGUUUUCAGAUCCAAAAUAGAGGAAAAAUUAAAUGAAUAUAAAAAUAAUGGCACCAUCAUAACCUUAGAUACAAAAUGUGAAUUAGGGGCUUGCCAGAUAAAAUUGAGCAGCGAAUUUAUUAACAGCUGUAGUGAACAGUUAUUAAUAGACAUUUUAAAAAUAAAGAAAAAAUUAAAAGUCUCUUAUGGUGUAAAAUAUAGUAUUAUUUAUAGCAUUUUGUUAAAAGGGGAUAAAAAAAAAAGCAUGAGGCAUUACAAAAAUAUUAAUCCUAAAAAAAAUGUAUACAAAAUUGUAAGAAAAAAUACAUUGUAUUUCUUAAACCAGUAUCUUAUAUUAAAAUGCAUAUACAGAGGAAUACAUGUCAAUAUAUAUAAAUGUAAAAAUGUUCUAGACAAUAAAAAAUUUUGUUUGAAAGUUUUCCAUUUAAUGAUUUGCUUAAAAGAAAAUUGCCCCUAUUAUGUUAAUGGAGAAGUGUACUUAACUAAUUAUCUUUACAAAAUUUUAAAUGAAAUAUUUUUUUUAAAUUAUUUGGACAAUCAAAGCAUAAUACAAAUUGAAAAGGUCUAUUUUGAUCAAAAAAAAAAAAUGUUGUUUACCUUAUUACCUUACGUAACUUAUCAAUCUAUGUACUAUAAAAAAAGACAUAGAAUAUAUUCCGCAUUUAAUAAAAAAGUACAAAAACUAGACAACAAAUAUGUAGAAACGCAUUUGUACUCAGAAAAAUUCCUUAAGCUUUUGUUUUUAAAUAUUUAUAACACCCUGAACUAUUUAUUAAAAAAAAGUGUAACUUACUUAGAUUUAAAACCUGAUAAUAUACUCCUAACGAGUAGGCACAAAGAACAAAUUUCUUCUUAUCUUAUACCCGUAAAGAAAAAAAAACAAAGCAAAGCUUCUGCAUCAGGAAACUGUGUAGAACUACCCAAAGUACAAAUCAGCAUUCAAAAAAAGCUAAACGAACUAUUGCAAAAAAAGCGUAAAAGAGAACAAAACACGGAUUUACAUGAUAAAGAACAAUACAACAAAAAAAUAUUUCUUAGACAAAAGGAAAAUAAAAAAACUGAUAAAAGCACGAAAAACAGAGGAAAAAAGCCUUAUUCAUAUUGCCAUUACAAAAAAUUAACCCCCAACAUUGUGAAAAAUAAAAAAAUUAAAUAUAUUUAUAACAUGAAUUUAUCUAAAUGCUUUGAGUACGAUAAGAAUGUAAAAAAGAUUUUUUUCGAGAAAAACAAAUUAAGUGAUAUAUUCUUCUCAUCAAAAGAUGCCGUUGUGUAUGUCCAAACCUUUAUCAAAAGGGAAAAAGCAAAAAGUGUGCCCUUAUGCUAUGAUCAAAAAAAAAACCCUGCACAUAAAAAAAAGGAAACAAAAAUAACUUCAAAUAAUACAAACAAAUUACUCAUAAACAAUUUCCAAAUUAACAAAAUAAAAAACUUGUCUACUUUUAAACAUAACUCAAAAAAUUCCAUUAACUUUUUAAAAUUUUAUUGGUUAUAUUUUAACGAAGAAAAUUCAGGAAAAUGGAGUGGCGCACUUUUGCCAUAUCUAGACAUAUAUUUCGUGCAUAAAUAUUUUUGUAAAACAAUGUGUACAAUCUUUCAUUCAUUAAACUUAAAUACUGAUCAAAACAACAUCACGAAUUCUACAAGUCAGGUACUUAAAGAGCAAUUAAAUAGUGACAAUAUAUAUGAUGAAAAUAUACUAAAAAAUGAGACGCCUAAGAAAAACAAAUUAUGUACGCAAGAGAAACAAGGCUUAUCAUUUUUAGAAAAUGAAGAAUCUCUCCAUAACAUCAUCAAGUUGAUAGAUUUUGAUGCAUGUACCCUUAUUCUAAAAAAUUUCAAUAUAUAUACUCCAACAACAGAUAUUUUUAACUCAUUCGAGGGAUUACUUAAUCAAUCUAAUGAGGAUAUUCACCACCUUUCGAAAAAACUGUCCUACAAUUUUGGAUCCGUGCUGUACACCUUUGUGUUCGGAAAAACCCCAUUCCAUGGAAAGAACAUUUUUAAAAUUUAUAGUAACAUGAAAAGGAAUAAAUUGAUUUUCCCAAAAUACCGAAGAAUUGAUAAAAACUUAAGACAUUUAUUAAAAAAAUUGCUAAAAAACAAUCCUAACAAGAGAAUGCAAUUCAAAAAAAUUAAACGACAUACAUGGUUUUCAAAAGUUGAGUCAACCGUUAUUUCUUAG
This is a messenger RNA of Plasmodium gonderi, 2226 nucleotides long. RefSeq lists its product as hypothetical. The record is from RefSeq and is a predicted model, not a curated record. Lineage: Eukaryota; Apicomplexa; Aconoidasida; Haemosporida; Plasmodiidae. Gene Ontology annotation, biological process: protein phosphorylation. Gene Ontology annotation, molecular function: protein kinase activity; ATP binding. Bases 1 to 2226 code for a protein of 741 amino acids. The transcript is spliced from 3 exons.